AUGAGCACCUCGGUAUCCAUCAACAGCCUGCAAGCGGCGGCUAAAAGAUAUGGCACCGAGCCACUCCUAGUCUUACCAAAUGGUGCGACUGUCGAUUUAUCGAAAGGUUACAUUCCACUACUCGCACGAUACACUUUCGAAGACAAAGCUGCCCAAGGUCUACGGAAGCGCAAGGCCGGUGACAAGCCUGAAAAUCCGAUUCACUUCUCUGCUCUUGAGCUAGUCCGCGACAACUCGAUCUUGCUCUUGACGGGACCCAGCGGGAGCGGGAAGACUACAUUUGCUAAGCACCUCUGUCACAUCCUAGCUUCCUCUAGAUUCAGCAAUGCGCGACCACUACCUCGAAACGACCUAGGUGAUAUCAAGGAAGAGAAUUGGGGUGCCAGCAGAUUGUCUCCGUGCUAUUUCUCACUGAGUGGUACCGAGUCUCUGAAACGGUUGGCUGAUGUAACGAUUCCGCAACUUCUUGGCGCAUCUGGUUCUCAGCACGAGCAUCUGCUCAUCGUCCUCGAUGAUCUCCAGACCGCAGGGGAUGAACUGAUCUCUGUUCUGGCAAAAACACUGGCCCUAAUACGAGAGCGAACCUACACCAAGCUACUCUUGCUUGGCGAUACAGAUGUCCUUGACCGCUGGAGCUUCCCGGCCGUCGUCCGACACGAGUUGCUUCCCUUGCUAAAGUGUCAAAGAAGGGAGGCAGUGCGUUCUCACCUGAAUUUGGAUCCAUCGACUAUCACAACAACUGGCAUGGGUGAAGCUGCGUCGAACCCGGCCAUGUUUGCUCUCGCGGUUCAAGCCAAUCACUCUGGAAACUGUGCCGAGGAGCUGCUAGAUGCGUGGCUUUCGUCCACCCACUCGCAGCCAGAUGCGGCAUCGCUUCUAGCAGAGAGGUCAUACAAGCUGAUAUUCCACAGCUCAUUAACCACCGGUCCGACUGAGAUGUCGUUGACCGCGUUUCAGCCCAAUCCUGCCUUGCGAAGCCUGACGGUGCAACGGCUCCUAGCUGCGCGGCACCUAGCUGAUUUGACACCGCAAAUCGCUGUCGGCCUCUUUCGUGAUCAGCCUCAUGCUUCGGAUGAUGUUCUAAGAAGCUGCUUGUCGCGUCUCAGCUCCUUACACAGGUCUGGCGUCCUUGUCGACGGGCUCCUCGGGGGCACACCAGCUGACGCUAAGCGCGCUGCCUUACUGGUGGCUGGCCUUAUUCCAUUAUCCGCGGAAGUCGAAGGCAAGGUUAUGAAGCUGCUUCUGGAAAUCGUCGAGAACGGAGAUUGCUCGGCUGGUGAACGCGAGAAAGCCGGUCGUCUACUGUCAAAGUAUGGCGACCCGCGAGAUCUGACUGAACUCGCAGAGGUUCCCGCCGGAAGCUUCAUGAUGGGCUCUGAAAGUCAUCCCAAUUCGCAGCCUCUGAGUAGAGUUUCGCUCGAGAGGUUUCGCAUCGGUGUCUAUCCUGUCGUCAACAGAGACUACGCCGCCUUUGUGAAGGAAACUAGCCGCGAAUGGCUCAGUCCUGGUGGCAAGGACCCGGAGAAAGCAAAUGCACCAGCGACCGAUCUUACAUGGCAUGAUUCAAGGGCUUACUGUCAAUGGCUCACAGAAAGGUGGAGAGAAGAAAAAAAGAUCAGUUCGAAUGAGCACGUGAGGCUUCCUUCAGAGCCAGAGUGGGAGUGCGCGGCCAAGGGUGGCCGAAAUGAGACGGACACUGAAGGGUUGGCUUUUCCUUGGGGCACAGAUUGGCAGGAACAUACUGCCAAUAGCGACGAGACUGGCUUCAAUACGACCUGUGCUGUUGGUCUCUUCCCAAGGGGGCUCUCGCCGUACGGCUGCCACGAUAUGGCGGGGCAUGUAUGGGAAUGGUGCUCAACUCUCUGGGGCGAGGACAUGACGAUGCCAGCUUUCCAGUACCCUUGGCGGGAUGAUGGGCGAGAGUCUUUAGAUGCUUCGGACCAUGUUCGAAGAGUACUGAGAGGCGGAUGCUUCUCGAGUCCCAAGUUGAAGGCAAAUUGCACGUAUCGAGGUAGCCUCGAACCAACAGGAUUCUGGAGAGGCAAUGGGUUCCGCAUCGUUGUUGCGCCGCUAGACUCACAAGAUUAA
Molecule: messenger RNA, 2088 nt
Organism: Colletotrichum lupini
Lineage: Eukaryota; Fungi; Ascomycota; Sordariomycetes; Glomerellales; Glomerellaceae
Product: serine/threonine protein kinase
Exons: 1
Coding region: 1-2088 (695 amino acids)
Molecular function (GO): ATP hydrolysis activity
Source: RefSeq, a predicted model, not a curated record